Messenger RNA from Colletotrichum truncatum, 5478 nucleotides. RefSeq names its product Phospholipase D1-like protein 2. Gene Ontology annotation, cellular component: intracellular membrane-bounded organelle. Gene Ontology annotation, molecular function: D-type glycerophospholipase activity. The record is from RefSeq and is a predicted model, not a curated record. Gene Ontology annotation, biological process: phospholipid catabolic process. NCBI's taxonomy places the organism in Eukaryota, Fungi, Ascomycota, Sordariomycetes, Glomerellales, Glomerellaceae.
AUGACAGAACCGAAAAGAGAUGAGUCCGUCUCACCAAUGACAAGAAGUCCCCGCGCGGCGUCUCCUGCCGUGGCAGGAACGGCAGGCGCACCAGACUCGUUCGCUCCUCCCCCUCCCCCGAAAGACGAGCCACCCGUUCCACCGCCGAAAGAUCUUCCUGCUCCCAGAUCAGCAGAUGCAGCUGACUCAACGAUUGAGGCGAGAGACUACAUCAACGGCGGAAUACCUCACGAUAACUUGUCGCCCGCUCAACUUAACAAACGACCCGUACUACCGACCCUCAACUCCACCGACAGUUUUGGCACCAGACAGAAUCCAGGAGGUUUGCCGAUGAUGCCUGAAGAUAGCACCUACUCUCCAGAGCCAGCUUCCCCAACAGACCGUCGAAGUGUGCAGUUUGCAAGGACCGACCAGGUUCUAGAACCUCCAGCCAGCCACUCACGGAAUCCGUCGUGGGAAGACGGGAGCAAGUCGAUAGGUUCUGCAUUUAUGACCAAGUUGAAGCAGUUGACUGGCUCUGGAAGCUUGCAAACCCUCAAAACAAGUAGUUCAGGCAACCUAAACGAUAAUAGCACUCCUUCUAUGGGCAGUUCCCCCACAGCGGGACAGCCACGGUCGAGGCUACCCGGAAGACUGGACGAAGGCGGUGGUGAGGACGGAGGCGGUAGCGACGCAGACGCCGACAUCGAGACCGCCGACGAAGGGAAUGCCACCGAUACUGCCAAACCGAGAAAGAAGAGAAUGAUGCGCAGGUCAAAGAAAGCACAAAUGUCUGUUCCUAGUACUCCGAACCUACGACAGUCACAUGUCCCCGGUCCUGAUUCCCCAGUUGGCUACGGCCGCAUGGGGGCGCUGAGAAGGCGGCUAAGCAUGCCUGACCAUCCCGAACACCAACACCAACAACAUCACGGUAUGUCAGAAGGCGAGGGACGUGAUCAGCUUGCCGGCCCGUCAUGGAUGCGAUCACAUAGGGCGGAUGGUAUCGACAGCCCCGGUGGCAGAAGAGGUCAUAUGCGUCGUAUCACUGUUCUUGGAGGCGGUGGAGUUUCGGAUGGCGAUGCAAUGACACCAAAGAGGCCCUUCUUUGGCAGCGAGAGAGCAUCGACUUGGAAGUACGUCAAGAACACAUUGAAACUUCUUAGGCAGAAGAAAGAGGAUCGUUUCGACUUUGCCAAAUCGGCAGAGCUCAUGGCAGAAUUACGAGCUGGUGCACCUGCCGUCCUUAUGCUGGCUAGCAUGAUCCAAAGGGAUGAGCAUGGCAAUAAACGAAUACCCGUCCUCCUCGAACAAGUUCGCCUGCGUAUCACGGAUAGCCAACCAGAGUCAGAUGACGACGAUAGCGAACGCCAUUGGGUUUUCACUAUGGACCUGGAAUAUGGUAGCGGCCCUUCUCGAAUGAAAUGGACCAUUAUCAGAACGCUGAAGGACGUCUAUAACCUUCAUGUCCGUUACAAACUCGCAAUGAGCAAUGAUAAGUACCUGCAUGGGCGCGCCGAUGUGGGUGCCCGACCUAAAAUGCCCAAGUUCCCCUGGGGCGCUUUCCCCUAUCUCCGUGCUGCACGUAACAAGGAUGAUAGCGAUGGCGAAGAUGAAGGGGCCAGUAUCAGAGGUGGCAGCAUCCGAGGCGACGAGACAGGAGCUGAGGGCACUGCUGCUGAAGCGACUGCAGGAGAGGGCACUGCCAGCGAAUGGGAGGGCGGUCGCGUAGGACCAGGCAAUAGAAAAAAGUCCCGUCUCGGCAUGCUUGGUAUGCGCAGGAAGUCGACCGGUCUAACUGACCCUGGCGAUUCAGGGGCCGAAAAUCAAUUGGAGCUUGCCCAGGCAAGGAAGCGGUACUUUGAAAGACAAAGACGUGUGCUCGAAAAGUAUCUGCAGGAUAUGAUCCGCUGGCUCAUGUUUCGUGCAGACAGUAAUCGUCUUUGUAAGUUCUUGGAGCUUUCUGCCCUUGGCGUGCGCUUGGCUGCUGAAGGCAGUUAUCACGGCAAGGAAUGCUAUCUGCAUAUCCAAUCUUCCAAAGGCAUGGAUUUCCGCCGAGUCUUGACGCCGAAGAAGGUUAUCGCCCGUCACAGUCGCAAAUGGUUCCUCGUGCGGUCCAGUUACAUCGUCUGUGUUGAGUCACCUGAGAAGAUGAACGUCUACGACGUAUACCUCGUGGAUUCGAAAUUUCGAAUUGUGUCCAAGAAGAGCGGAUUAAAACAACUUGGCAAGGGAAAAGCCAAAGCUGAGGACAAAGAAAUCGACUUGAUAGAGGAACCCAUCACGGAGAAGCAUCAUACGCUGACACUCCACACGGCCGAGCGGAAAGUCAAGCUGUUUUCGAGGAACCAGCAUGUCAUGAAGCAGUUUGAGGAUUCAAUAGCAGAGAUGCUUAAGCAGACCAAGUGGCAUGAUAUCAAUCGCUUUGAUAGCUUCGCCCCCAUUCGAACUGGGGUUUUCGCCCAGUGGCUUGUCGACGGACGAGAUUACAUGUGGAAUGUGUCUCGCGCCAUCAGCAUGGCCCGCGAUGUGAUUUACAUCCACGACUGGUGGUUGAGCCCCGAGCUAUACAUGCGCCGGCCUGCGGCUAUCAGUCAGAAGUGGCGCCUGGAUCGUCUGCUGCAGCGAAAGGCGAGGGAGGGCGUCAAGGUUUUCGUCAUUGUGUAUCGCAACGUGGAGGCUGCCAUUCCCAUCGACUCAGAAUACACCAAGUAUUCACUAUUGAACCUUCACCCCAAUAUUUUCGUUCAGCGAUCACCCAACCAGUUCAAGAAAAAUCAGUUUUUCUUCGCCCAUCACGAGAAGCUCUGCAUCGUCGAUCAUGACGUCGCAUUUGUCGGCGGUAUUGACUUAUGUUUUGGCCGUUGGGACUGCCCACAGCACCCACUCACUGAUGACAAGCCGACGGGUUUCGAGCAAAGCGAGCAACCGAAGGAUGCGGAGCAUGUCCAGCUCUUCCCUGGCAAGGAUUACUCAAACCCUCGAGUGCAGGACUUCUUCAAGCUUGAUGAGCCCUACGAAGAGAUGUACGACAGAAGCAAAGUCCCCAGGAUGCCCUGGCACGAUAUUGCAAUGCAGGUUGUCGGGCAACCUGCGAGAGACCUGACCAGGCACUUCGUCCAGCGUUGGAAUUACAUCAAGAGAGGUAGAAAGACGACGCGGCCUCUGCCAUUUUUGCUGCCACCUCCCGAUGUCAAGAUGGCUGAGCUUGACGCACUUGGAUUGACCGGCACUUGUGAAGUGCAAAUCCUACGAUCUUCUGCCAACUGGUCCCUUGGAAUUGAGCAUACGGAACACAGCAUUCUGAAUGCUUACAUCAAGAUGAUCCAAGAUUCUGAUCAUUUUGUAUAUAUCGAAAAUCAGUUCUUCAUUACCAGUACCGAGGCGUUUAACACCAAAAUCGUCAACGGCAUUGGCGAUGCUCUUGUUGAGCGUAUUAUCAGGGCGCACGAAAACGGAGAAGACUGGAAAGCAUGCAUCAUCAUCCCCCUUAUGCCCGGUUUCCAAAACACCGUUGAUGAGCAGGAAGGUACAAGCGUGCGGCUGAUUCUUCAAUGCCAGUACCGCAGCAUCUGCCGCGGGGAUAGCUCCAUUUUUGCGCGUCUGCGGUCUGCUGGCAUCGAGCCGGAGGACUACAUCCAAUUCUACAGUCUACGACAAUGGGGUAAAAUUGGCGCCAGAAAUGUCCUAGUCACCGAACAACUCUACAUACACGCCAAAUGCAUCAUCGUCGAUGACCGUGUGGCGCUCAUUGGCUCUGCCAACAUCAAUGAAAGGUCCAUGCUGGGAAGCCGUGACUCAGAGUUGGCCGCCGUUGUGCGCGACACCGACAUGAUCUGGUCGACAAUGGCUGGUAGGCCUUACCGUGUUGGUCGCUUCGCACACACUCUCCGCCUCCGUCUGAUGCGGGAGCAUCUCGGAUUAGAUGUCGACGAAAUUCUUGAGGAAGAGAGACAGGCGGAGCUUGACCGACAGGCCGAGUACGAGGCAGAAAUGGACCAGAUUUAUGCGGAUGACACCGAGACGCCACCUGUCGCCGGAUCAAGUGGUCGUCCGUCAGCUGAGAAGACGUCCAAGCCAACAUUGCCCGGUCAGACUGCGAGCUUCAACCACGAUGCUGUUGCUGAAACGGAGGGAGCUGCAGAGGAGGCUUCGUCCUCGUCAUCAUCAUCCAGGGGCAAGGAGCUUGACCUUCGUGUGACGGGCAACAAGGCACAUGCUCUGGAUAUUGCCGGCUUCGGAAAGGACCAUUGGAAGACCGCUGAAAAGCUUGGGCUCGACCAGGGCCGCGAUUCUGUCAUUGUCAAUGGCCACGAAGUUCUUGUUCACGACGUACUGCCGGAGGGUAAGGGUACUCUUAAGUCUCCAAUGCAACCGCAUGAGCGUAGAAUCUCAACCGAUCAUGUUGAGGAAGAUAACUGCGUCAGUAACGACGCCCUCCCGCCUAUACCGGCUCUCAACCGCCGAACAACUGACCAGCUCGGUCUGCCUCGAACUGCUGGACUUCCCACUCUGCCAGCCGUGGAUGAUACUGAUAUCGGCGGGCCACCUGUUCACCUGGACCAGAAUGGUCAACCGACGAACGGUCCGUUGCACCCCCUGGCGGCCGACAUUAGACAGGCACGCAUAGACAAGGACUGCAUGCGCGACCCUAUUAACUCGUCAUUUUUCGAUGACGUGUGGAACCGUGUAGCGGACAACAAUACCAAGCUGUACCGCCGUGUCUUCCGGUGUAUGCCUGAUUCUGAAGUACUCACUUGGCCUGACUAUCAACAAGCCACGACGUAUGCAGAGCGUUUCAGAGAAAGUUUAGAAGGGAAAACAAAAACAGAUGACGACCCUAACUUAGCCCGCCACCAAUCUCCAGUCACUGGUGGUGGUGCAGGCAUAACUGCGCCUGGGCCUAGUGCAGUUGCCAAAGCAGCUACCGAGAAGACUGAAGAGAAGUUACACAUCAAGCCGGACCAUUCCCACCAUCCGAAGAUUGUCAUUCCCAGCGAUGACAACCAAGAAAUGAAUGAAAAAAGCGACGUGCCCGGCUCAAGAUCGGGCCUUAACACCAAUACAGACGUAGAGAAGGUGUCAUCUCGACGUCCACCGGAAGCUCCAUCGCCUAUUUUGCCUGCUGGUGAUGUUCCAUUCCCAGCUUUCGAACCUGGCUCUCUUCCCACUGACGCCAACUUAUUGGAGCCUUCACGAGAUAAGAGCAGGGAAAGGAAAACUACGUUCUCCCCUCUGGAAAAGCCGCCCUCGCGGGACGUUAGCGUCCCGAUGCAGCAAGCUCAAGGUUCGGUGAAACGCCGCCGACGAGCCACUACUAAGGGCAGUCGGCGUGGAAUGCCGCCUGAAGAAGUGCUUUCCAGAGCCGAGGCAGAGGAGCUCCUCAGUAUGAUCCAGGGUCACGUUGUUCAAUUCCCUUACGAUUGGCUACUCACCGAAGAGCAAAAUGGAAACUGGGGCUUCCAGGUGGAUGGCGUCGCGCCCUUGCAGAUCUACAACUAG